Molecule: messenger RNA, 865 nt
Organism: Sinocyclocheilus grahami
Lineage: Eukaryota; Metazoa; Chordata; Actinopteri; Cypriniformes; Cyprinidae
Gene: tpk1
Product: thiamin pyrophosphokinase 1
Exons: 9
Coding region: 61-843 (260 amino acids)
Biological process (GO): thiamine diphosphate biosynthetic process; thiamine metabolic process
Molecular function (GO): ATP binding; thiamine diphosphokinase activity; thiamine binding
Source: RefSeq, a predicted model, not a curated record
UCGUUGACUGUACACAAAUGUGGACUGGACCCGUGCUGCUGGUUAUCCAUUCACAGAUUGAUGAAUCCAGCUUAUUAUAUAAACACAACCAUGGAUGAAUUCGCUCCAUUAGAUUGCCUUUUGCCUUCAGGAAAACAGCGGAUUUGCUUGGUUAUCCUAAAUCAGCCGAUUGAUGAGCGGUACUUCCAUGUGUUGUGGAGUAAAGCCAAGAUCCGAGCAUGUGCAGACGGAGGUGCCAAUCAUCUGUACCGGCUCACGGAGGGUCGUCGCGAGAGUUUUCUCCCAGACUACAUAAAUGGAGAUUUUGAUUCAAUCCUGCCAGAGGUCAAGGCAUUUUACACACAAAAGAACUGCAAGCUAAUGGAAACUCCAGACCAGGAUCUGACAGACUUCACUAAGUGCUUGGCCAUUAUGGUGGAGGAGAUCAAAACACAGAAAUUGCAGAUAGAUACCAUCGUAACCCUGGGUGGUCUUGGAGGCCGCUUUGACCAGAUCAUGGCCACGGUGGAGACCUUGUUUCAUGCCCAGAAGAUGACCGACCUGCCUGUGGUGGUUAUACAGGACCGUUCUCUUGCUGUCCUCCUCCAAGAGGGCAGACAGCACCAUCUGAACGUGAACACUGGCUUGGAAGGAAAAUGGUGUAGUCUGGUUCCUGUGGGCAGCCCUUGUCUAACCACCACUUCUGGGCUUAAAUGGAACUUGGACAAUCAAGUUUUGGCUUUUGGACAGCUUGUAAGCACAUCCAACACUUACGAGGACCACGACCCCAAAGGAGGCAGAAAACCUGUAACGGUCACCACAGACAAGCCACUUCUAUGGAGCAUGGGAAUUAAACCACUGUGAACAAAGCACCAAGCCUUUAAAA